UCCAUGGUUUCUGCCCAUGUAAAAAAGCUAUCCUCUUAUAUUUUUAAGAUUUGCAAAGGAAUGUUUACAAAGAAACUGGCAAAUACCACAAAAAAGAAAGAGAGUAGCGAAAACAAAAAAGAUCCUAAGAUAUCCCCUGAACUGCAUGCUCGAAAUCAGACUUUUUCCACCACAUUGAAAAGCACAGUUAAAAAGAUUUCUAAAUGUUCUUCUGCACGCAACCUAUCUACUGAGGAAGACAACAGCAGGAACGACUGCUCUUCUCUUUCUCCCACAUUCAGUUACCGUGUAGCAAUUGCUAAUGGACUGCAAAAGAAUGCUCUCCUAUUGAACAAUAAUGAAUUUCAUGAAGUGUUAUCCAUCGAUAGUAGUUACACUGACUCUUUAAACGAGGCCAAACUUAUCCAUAGAUUCGAUGAGCAAAAAGCUUACACAAUGCCUGUAAGAAGGAAUAGGAAGAGUAUGAUUAGUUUGGCACCUUCUGAUGGCAGCUCAGAGGGGGAACGUGGAGAACGAAGCAGUCUCCAUACUCUCCGUCUAGGUGCUCUGAAAAAGCUUCGCAAAUGGAAGAAGAGCCAAGAAUGUGUUUCUUCAGAUUCCUCAGAGGCUAGCACCUGGAGGAAGACACUUGGCAUUAGGAGCAAGUCUCUGGAUCGGGCUGGGAGGCAGCAGAAAACAACCACCCUAGAACCGGGAUCCAGCUCCACAGGUUGCAUCAGUCAGACCCAAGAUGUCAUGGAAAUGAUCUUCAAAGAGCUUCAGGGAAUCAGCCAGAUUGAGUCGGAGCUCUCAGAGCUUCGAGGGCAUGUUAAUGCUUUGAAAAGCUCCAUCGAUGAGAUCUCCAGCAGUGUGGAGGUGGUGCAGAGUGAAAUUGAGCAGCUUCGCUCAGGAUUUGUGCAAUCCAGACGAGAGACACGAGACAUCCAUGACUACAUCAGACAGUUAAGCCACCAGACCAAUAAAGCUACAUUGAGAUUCCUAAACGUGCCUGAGGAAAAAUUUGAAAGAACCGAAGAACUUAUUUAUCACAUUUUAAAAGAGAAAAUGGGUUUUGUUGAAGCACAUAAGACACUUAAAAUCGAACUUGCCCAUCGACUGGGGCAACAAAGAGAAUGUUCAAGUGCUAAACCUCGUCCUAUUAUAGUUAUUUUUUCAAAUCCUCAAGACAGGGAUUUAGUUUUGAAAAAGUGUUAUAAGCUCAAAGGCACUGGAAUAUCAAUCUCAACAGAUAGCCUUGCACAAGAGUCAAAAGACAGGAAAGAUCGGGGGAUGACCUCUUCUCAGACCUAUGAAAGCAUGGACAUGAAAGUGUCAAGUGCCAAAGACAAGGCCGAGAGUGAUGACUGGGACUCAAUGGACAGUGAUAAAGAACUAGAUGAAUUAAACAAAAACAAAUAUGCAAUUGUGCCCAAACCACCUCAGAAAAAUAAAUCUGACAAAAAAAAGUCUCAUGAUCACAGGCAGUCUACAGAUGAGACCACAUACUCGGUGCAUUAUGCUGAUGAUGUAGUUUACGAUGACAAGCAAAACAAAUCUUACUAUUCUGACAUGACUCCAGGAUGGCUUUCCCAGAGUGAUUACUCCACUCCGAAGCUCAGUCGCUCAGAAUCAGACUGCUCCAAACUGUGCCCAUCUUACUCUGAAGAUUUCUCGGAGAGCCAGUACUUUAGUAGGGUUAAUGGAUGCUCCCUGCUCUCUUCAUCAGAUCAGGAGCUCUGGCAGCGUAAACAGGAAGACAUGGCAUCUUCUUGGUAUGCAAGUCCACCCAGUCAAACACUCAGUCAGGAAAACCCACCGUAUGUGGAGCACAAUGAAGUUGAGACCACUGAGACCAUUGACAGUGGUGUCAGUAAUGGUCUGGUGUGUAUAUCAGGCGACAGAAGUCACUACAGUGGCUCUCAACUUUCUCUACAAGGUGACCUUUCACCUUGGAAAGACUGGCAUCACCUUGAACAAGGAGCUGACUCAGGCUUGGAUGCCUCAACGGAACAAAAUAUAGUCUCAGAAAUCAGCAGCCCAUUUGACCCUGCUGCUAACCCUGGUUUCCCUGAAAAAAUUACAAAAUGCCUUGAGGUUGAUUUGCAGUUUGAAGGUGAGACCUUUUUGACAUUUGACAGUACACCUGACACAACCCAAGAACCAGACAUGGAACCUGAGUUAGAACCUGAUCCAGAACCAGAACCUGAGCCAGAACCGGAGAUUGUAGCUGUAAUAGAACCGAUGCCAGAGAGUAAGGGGAACCAACUCCAGCAAAACCAAAAGUCUUCCAGUAUGUAUCGUAGCCAGAGCGAGAUCAGGGCUGAAAAGGUUGAAGAAGUCCCAAAAUCCUGGAGCAGUAGGCUGAGUAUAGACUUGUCUGAAAAAACCUUCAGCUUUGGAGGCUUUGGCUCAACUUUACAGAGGGCCAAAUCAGCUCUGGAAGUUGUCUGGAAUAAGGGCUCUCAAAGUUCCAGUGCACCUGCUGAAGAGCCAAGUACUAUCCCAUUUAUAGGCCGGUUCAGAACUAUGUCUCAGUCAACAGCCAAUGACUCCAGCACCACUAUUGACUCUGAUGUCUACAAUGAACCCUUCUACUACAAAGCUGAUGAAGAUGAACAAAACACAGAGCAACCCGUGGACAAUGAGACGCAUUAUGUUGAAGUGAUGGAGCAAGUGCUAGCCACCCUUGAGAACAGAACAAAUGCCAAUGAGGCAGAGGAAGAGUACCAAGAUGAUGAGUACGAAGUCUCACAAGAAUAUGACAUUUUGCAAGAAGGGAACCCAGUUUUGGAAUAUGACUGCAGCUUAGAUGAGCAAUACGAUGAAGAAUACAGCGAGGAUUAUGAUGAAAACCAGAUGACCGAGGACAGGGAGGAGUAUGAGGCCAUGAUUGAAUACAUAGAAGAAACAGAGGACGCAGCAGAUGAGGCUGAUGAACAAGAGGAGGAAGAAGCAGAAGUUGAGGCAGAAGUGAAAGAUAUGGCACAGGCACCAGGAUCGGAGGAGGACAAAGAAAUUGUAACUCAGGAAGAUGAAAACAAAAAUGUCACAGAAACCCCGGCACCAGUGGAAGAACCAGCACCAAAGAAAAGGACACGGCCAACAUUUAAAGAAGCUGCUUUGAGAGCAUAUAGGAAGCAGAUGGCGGAGCUUGAGCAGCAGAUACUGGCUGGAGACAGCGCUGCUUUGGACACACAGGGUCUGGAUCCAGCCAAGCUUGGCCUAAGCACAGGAGGCAGAGCUGGCAGUAUUCUUUACGGCAUUGACAGCAUGCCAGAUUUACGGCGUAAGAGGACCGUGCCCAUCGUCCGCGACCUGGCCUUGACCUUGGCCGCUCGAAAGGCAGGCAUCUCGUUUGCACUUGUGACCAGAUCCACCCUGAACAACGAGGACCUGAAGUUGCAGGUGUUGAGGAAGACUCUCCAGGCGUUGAUCUAUCCCAUAUCAUCCACGACGCCGCAUCAUUUUGAGGUGUGGACGGCAACGGCUCCCACCUACUGCCCUGAGUGUGAGGGUCUGCUGUGGGGCAUUGCGCGUCAGGGUAUGCGCUGCACUGAAUGUGGCGUCAAGUGCCAUGAGAAGUGUCAGGACCUGCUGAACGCUGACUGCCUGCAACGUGCAGUUGAGAAAAGCUCCAAGCAUGGCGCUGAGGAUAAGACCCAGAACAUCAUCAUGGCCAUGAAGGAAAGGAUGAAGAUCCGCGAGAAGAACCGGCCUGAGGUGUUCGAGCUCAUCCAAGACAUGUUCCAGCUCUCCAAAGAAGACUUCAGCACUCACCUAAAGAGCGCCAAACAGGCCGUACUUGAGGGGACGUCCAAAUGGUCAGCCAAGAUCGCCAUCACUGUCAUGUGUGCUCAAGGUCUGCAGGCGAAGGAUAAGACGGGUUCGAGUGACCCGUACGUCACUGUGCAAGUGGGCAAAACCAAGCGCAGGACCAAGACUAUCUUCGGCAACCUGAACCCCAUCUGGGACGAGAAGUUCCUCUUCGAGUGCCACAAUGCAACAGAUCGUAUAAAAGUGCGAGUGUGGGACGAAGACGACGACAUCAAAUCUCGCGUCAAACAGCAUUUCAAAAAGGAGUCUGACGACUUCCUGGGACAAACCAUCAUCGAAGUGCGCAUGCUGAGCGGAGAGAUGGACGUGUGGUACAACCUCGAGAAAAGAACGGAUAAGUCGAUGGUGUCGGGGGCGAUCAGGCUGAAGAUCAGCGUGGAGAUGAAGGGUGAGGAGAAAGUGGCUCCUCCGCACGGGCAGUACACGUGUUUGCAUGAGAACCUGUUCCACUACCUGACCGAGGUGAAGAAUAACGGAGCCGUGAAGAUUCCUGAGGUCAAAGGUGACGAGGCAUGGAAGGUUUAUUUUGACGACGUCUCUCAGGAGAUUGUGGACGAGUUCGCCUUGCGCUUUGGAGUCGAGUCCAUUUACCAGGCCAUGACUCAUUUCUCCUGCCUCUCAUCAAAGUACAUGUGUCCUGGAGUGCCGGCUGUUAUGAGUAACCUAUUGGCGAACAUUAAUGCCUACUUCGCUCACACCACCACCACCAGCACCAACAUCUCCGCCUCAGACCGGUUUGCUGCUUCCAACUUUGGGAGAGAGAAGUUUGUAAAACUCUUGGAUCAGUUACACAACUCUCUGAGAAUCGAUCUCUCCAAAUACAGGGAUAAUUUCCCUGCUGGAAAUCCAGAGAGACUCCAGGACCUGAAGUCCACCGUGGACCUCCUGACCAGCAUCACCUUCUUCAGGAUGAAGGUGCAGGAGCUGCAGAGUCCCCCGAGAGCCAGCAUGGUGGUGAAGGACUGUGUGAGAGCGUGUCUAGACUCCACCUACAGAUACAUCUUUGACAACUGCCAUGAGCUCUACAACCAGCUGCUCGACCAGACAAAGAAGCAGGACCUGCCACGUGAGGAGCAAGGGCCGUCCAUAAAGAACCUGGAUUUCUGGCCAAAACUCAUCACGCUGAUGGUGUCUGUGAUCGAUGAGGACAGGAUGGCGUACACACCCGUCCUCAACCAAUUCCCGCAGGAGUUGAACAUGGGCAGAAUCAGCGCAGAGAUCAUGUGGAACCUGUUUGCUAUGGACAUGAAGUACGCCAUGGAUGAGCACGAGAAACAUCGGCUAUGCAAGAGCACUGAGUACAUGAAUCUGCACUUCAAAGUCAAAUGGUUCUACAAUGAGUACGUGAGGGACCUUCCGGCCUUCAAGGGGACGCCUCCAGAAUAUUCUCUGUGGUUCGAGCCUUUUGUUAUUCAGUGGCUGGAUGAGAAUGAAGACGUCGCCAUGGAUUUCCUCAACGGCGCCCUGGAGAGAGACAAGAAAGAUGGGUUCCAGCAGACAUCUGAGCAUGCUCUGUUCUCCUGCUCCGUGGUGGACGUAUUCACGCAGCUCAACCAGAGCUUCGAGAUCAUCAAGAAGCUCGAGUGCCCGAACCCUCAAGCCCUCGCUCACUUCAUGUGCAGAUUUGCUAAAACGAUCAACAAAGUGCUUCUGCAGUAUGCCGCCAUCAUCUCCAAAGACUUCAGCAACCACCUGAACAAAGAGAAAGUGCCAUGCAUCCUCCUGAACAACAUCCAGCAGCUUCGGGUUCAGCUGGAGAAGAUGUUCGAGUCGAUGGGAGGGAAGCAGCUGGACACUGAGGCCAGCGAUCUGUUGAAGGAGCUCCAGAAUAAACUCAACACGGUUCUGGAUGAGCUCAGUGCGGUGUUCGGCUCCAGCUUUAAGCCGGUGAUUGAGGACUGCGUGAAGCAGAUGAACCAGGAGCUGAUGCAGAUGAAGGGCAACGCAGCAAACAAGAGCAACGCAGCCAUGGACGCCGAGACCGUCCUCCGUCCUCUCAUGGACCUGCUGGAUAAAAAUCUCAUCCUGUUCGCCAAGAUCUGUGAGAAGACGGUGCUGAAGCGUGUGCUGAAGGAGCUGUGGAAAAUCGUCCUGAACACCAUCGAGAGGCAGAUAGUCCUGCCACCGCUGUCUGACCAAAUACAAGGAGCUCAGAUGAUCUUCAGUGCAGCCAAGGACCUGGGCCAACUCUCCAAGCUGAAGGAGCAUGUGAUCCGUGAGGAGGCCCGCAGUCUGACGCCUCGCCAGUGUGCAGCCAUGGACCUCGUGCUUCCCACCAUCAAGCAAUAUUUCCAUGCUGGAGGGAAUGGCCUGAAGAAAACCUUCCUGGAGAAAAGUCCUGACUUGAAGUCUCUGAAAUAUGCGCUUAGCCUUUACACCCAACCCACAGAUGCCUUGAUCAAAAAAUAUAUAUGCACCCAGAUGUCUCAAGGUCAGUCAUCGUCCAGCUCGGUGGGAGAAGUGGUGAUGCACGUGGAUCUCAUCUCUCACCCUGGUACCGGAGAACAUAAAGUCAACGUGAAGGUGGUGGGUGUGAACAACAUCAACUGGCAGACAAACGCCAUGUUCCGACCGUUUGUCGAGAUCAACGCCAUUGGGCCGAACCUCGCCGACAAGAAACGCAAAUACAGCACCAAGACUAAGAACAACAACUGGUCACCGAAAUACAACGAAACAUUCCAGUAUGUUCUGAGCAGCGAGCACGGCCCGGAGGCGUACGAGCUGCACGUGUCGCUGAAGGACUACUGCUUUGCCCGUGAGGAUCGCGUCAUCGGUGUCACCGUGCUGCAGCUCCGAGACCUGAGCGAGAAGGUCAGCCUGAACGCUGCAUAUCCGCUCAUCCGCAGCGUCACCAUGGACGAAACGGGCCUCACCAUCAUUAGAAUCCUCUCACAACGGACCAACGACGAGGUGGCCAAAGAGUUCGUACGGCUCAAAUCGGAAACCCGCUCGGCCGAGGAAGCGUCGUGA
Neoarius graeffei (lesser salmon catfish) is the source of this 6783-nucleotide messenger RNA. RefSeq names its product protein unc-13 homolog C-like. The coding region runs from base 4 to 6783 and encodes 2259 amino acids. Gene Ontology annotation, cellular component: plasma membrane; presynaptic active zone cytoplasmic component; synaptic vesicle membrane. Gene Ontology annotation, biological process: neuromuscular junction development; synaptic vesicle priming; presynaptic dense core vesicle exocytosis. The transcript is spliced from 33 exons. NCBI's taxonomy places the organism in Eukaryota, Metazoa, Chordata, Actinopteri, Siluriformes, Ariidae. Gene Ontology annotation, molecular function: diacylglycerol binding; calmodulin binding; syntaxin-1 binding. The record is from RefSeq and is a predicted model, not a curated record.